Messenger RNA from Syngnathus acus (greater pipefish), 1690 nucleotides. RefSeq names its product ras-related protein Rap-2b. The transcript has 2 exons. Lineage: Eukaryota; Metazoa; Chordata; Actinopteri; Syngnathiformes; Syngnathidae. Gene Ontology annotation, cellular component: plasma membrane. The coding region runs from base 282 to 833 and encodes 183 amino acids. The record is from RefSeq and is a predicted model, not a curated record. Gene Ontology annotation, molecular function: GTPase activity; GTP binding; GDP binding. Gene Ontology annotation, biological process: Rap protein signal transduction; negative regulation of cell migration.
GGGGGGAAACCAGCGCGGUGUGCCUACUUGAGCGAACAGUGAAGAAGCGAAGGGCGCAAGUACAACAACAGGCCGGGUGGUGUUAGCACUGACUCGACAUGUCACGACAUUAUUGUUGAGUGUGGCUCGGGAACAACCGAGCUUACCCCCCCGACCGUACACACACCCGGGAGCGGCGCUAAUUCGGCAGCCACGCCCCGUAAGCCAGCGACUGGAGAGCCCCCUCCCCUCCGAAUACAACUGCUGGCGGCGAGGAAGCGAGGCUGCUCUCUCGGGGAACCAUGAGGGAGUACAAAGUGGUGGUCCUCGGCUCCGGAGGAGUCGGCAAAUCCGCGCUGACUGUCCAGUUUGUGACGGGGUCCUUCAUCGAGAAGUACGACCCUACGAUAGAGGAUUUCUACCGGAAGGAGAUCGAGGUGGACUCUUCGCCGUCCGUCCUGGAGAUCCUGGACACGGCAGGCACCGAGCAGUUCGCCUCCAUGCGAGACUUGUACAUCAAAAACGGCCAGGGCUUCAUCCUGGUCUACAGCCUGGUCAACCAGCAGAGCUUCCAGGAUAUCAAGCCCAUGCGGGACCAGAUCAUUCGGGUGAAACGGUACGAGAGGGUGCCCAUGAUCCUGGUGGGCAACAAAGUGGACCUGGAGGGGGAACGGGAGGUGUCGUCCGGCGAAGGCAAGGCGCUGGCGGACGAAUGGAACUGUCCCUUCAUGGAGACCUCGGCCAAGAACAAGACUUCGGUGGACGAGCUUUUCGCCGAGAUAGUCCGCCAGAUGAACUAUGCGUCCACGCCGAAUGGCGACGACCAGUGUUGUUCAUCCUGUGUCAUCUUGUAAAGGAAACUUUGGCGUCUUGCUCGCUUUUUUUUUUUUUGCAAUGUGUGUUGCAGCAAGUGUGUCUUGUUGGCGUCUCAGCCUGACCUCGGAGGAAAAAUGAAGAGGAAUGCUGCAGGGGGAACAAGACGAGGAGGAAGAGGGGAGGGGUCCAUCCACUCUUCAGGAAUUCUGCUGGGUCAGAGAAUCUUUGCGGCGUGGUCCACAGUUGAGGUCUGAUCCAACCAGUUCUAGACCAUCAGGGAACUCAAAAUUCUUCCCUCAAGCACGACGCAACGAACAUUCAAAGGCGAUGGGGGGGGAGGGGGAAAGACUUUGAAAAUAUAUUUUGUUAAUAACCACACUCAAACCUGGACGGGGUACAAAGAGUGUUUUUGUUCCAAAGUCUAACAAGUUGGUGGUGGAUUAACGCAACAACUCUCUUCUUGUUACAAGGAGAUCUUAACGGACUUGGCGUGAGGACCACCGCCUCGUGUCCAGUGCCUUUUUAAUUUUUUUUUGAUCCCACCUCCCCAACACACUUCAACUGUUCCUGUUUAGUGCCAACACACCUCGGCGUGGCAUUAGAGGUGUUCUGUACAAGGACUGGUGCUCUUCUGUACGUUUGGGUCUUUUUGUUUUGGUUUUCUCCUUUGAGUUGACGGUGUUUAGUGCCGCGUCCAGUCUUGAAACGCACAGGUACUGGAACCAUUACGACAAAGGCACCCGACCCACUUGCAGAGCUCUUCAAUCAAUGUUUGAUUUUGUUGGACAAGUGAUGAUGAUGAUAAUAAUGUACAUGGUGUUGACAAAUCUAAUCCUGAUUGUAAAGUGAAUUUUGGACCAGCCUUUUAACUGUGGCCGGUCUGUUUUUAAAAAAA